AGGCAGGGGACAGGAUAGAACCUGUUAACUCAUUGCUGAUUUCCCUAGCAAAUAAACCAGCAGCUGCAGGUCCAAGCCCUGGCUUAGUGCUGAGAAGGUGGCAUUUGUGUGGGACAGGAUGCUUUCAUGGAGCCCUUUAGCCAACUUCUUUUGGGACUUACAGUGCAAAAUAUAUUUUCUGCUUGUAGGGAUUUGUUCUGCCUUAAAAUUGACAGUACCAUCUCAUACCAUCCACGGUAUUGAGGGGCAACCACUUCAUCUUUCUGUUGACUACAAUUUCAAUGCUACAGCCUCUGAAAUCCAGAUAAUUUGGCUUUUUGAGAGGUCUCAGGGUGAUCCAAAAUACUUGCUUGGCUCUGUGAAUCAAAGAGUAGUUCCAGACCUGGAAUACCAGCACAAGUUUACCCUUAUACCACCGAAUGCAUCUUUGAGGAUUAAUCCAUUGCAUCUCAGUGAUGAGGGCAAUUACAUUGUAAAAGUCAAUGUCCGUGGGAAUGGGACCAUAGCUGCAAGUCAAAAGAUUCGAGUAGCUGUUGAUGUUCCAGUCACAAAACCAACUGUACAUACCGAACCAUCUUCAGGAGUAGUGGAGUAUGUAGGGAAUAUUACCCUAAAAUGUAAUGUGGAUAGAGGUACAAGGGUAGCUUACCAGUGGAUAAAAAAUGGGAAGCGUCUUCAUGCUGGUCCUAAUUAUACCUUUUCAUCAAACAAUGCUACACUUCUGAUUGUUCCUGUAGUGAAAGAAGACAUUGGGAAUUACAGCUGUCUGGUAUCUAACCCUGUCAGUGCAAUGGAAAGUGAGAUAAUAGCACCAACCAUAUAUUAUGGACCUUAUGGACUUAGAGUAAAAUCAGACAAAGGUCUGAAUAUAGGGGCAGUGUUUACAGUUGACGUGGGGGAAGUUGUGCUGUUUGACUGCUCAGCAGAUUCAAAUCCACCAAACACUUAUUCAUGGAUUCAAAGGGAUGACAAUACCACUCAAGUAAUCAAAUAUGGACCCCAUCUGGAAGUUGUAUCUGAUAAAGUGGCCCAGAAGACAAUAGAUUACAUGUGCUGUGCUUUCAACAAUGUGACUGGGAAACGAGAUGAAACUCACUUCACCGUUGUUGUUAUGUCUGUAGGGUUGGAAAAGCUGGCCCAGAAAGGAAAAUCUUUGUCUUCUCUUGCAGUAAUAACGGGGAUUUCAUUAUUUUUGAUCCUAGCUAUGGCCUUUUUAUUCCUAUGGAAAAGAUAUCAGCCACAUAAAGUGAUACAACAGAAGCUACAGAGCAGGGCAGAGGCUGAUUACAGAAAGGCACAGGCAUUUUCAGGACAUGAAAGUGCUUCGGAUGAUUUUGGGAUAUACGAGUUCAUCACUUUUCCAGAUCUUACCAGUGGUUCUAGGGUUUCAAGUCAAUCUGUUCCUGGCCCUGACUCUGUCACAGCCCAGGAUAUGCUAAGUACGGUUUAUGAAGUUAUUCAGCACGUUCCUGAGCAGCCACAACAAGACCCCCAACAAUGUAUAUGAAGAUACAGGAAGAGGAAGUCAAAGUAUCUGAAAAUACCAAAGUUACUUCUUUUUCUUUAUAAUAUAUUGAAGCAAACACCUACAACUCCAAGAGUGGCAAAGGCUUAUGCCAUCUUUUCUUAAAAUAGCAGUUUCUCUUCAGACUGACAAUCCCUUUUCUUGGGGUGCUCCAAAUUGCCCAUUUCUUAAUUAUUUUUUCUUUUUUGAAGUAGUAAUUUCUUGGGAUAUUUUUAAUUCUUUUUUCUUUUUUCCUUAUCAGUGAAUACAAAAGACAAAGAGAUAGCUUAAAAAAUGCACUAUAAAACCUGCACCUUUUCUAAAACACAGUCAGCAGAGGCACAAGAAGGAAAGGCCCCAAGAUGCUAUCCAUGCUUGUUUUAUUUAAAAAAUAGCAAAAAACAGCAAACAGAGGAUUUUUUUAUUUGGGUUAACUUUCACAAGAGAAGACCUCCAUGCUGGCAUGAAAAGUAAUAAAUGCAAUAUGUCAGAUUGCAAAAUACAUUUGAGGUUUAGAACAAAGUCAUUCUUUUUAUUUCAUUUAAUAUGACAUAAUUUUCAAGCAUAGAAAUAGAUCUGUCAGGCAGUUACAAAAAUGUACAUAUGUAUAUUAUUCAGAAUAAUGUGUUCUCAUUAAAUUCCGUUUCCUUUGCA
Molecule: messenger RNA, 2158 nt
Organism: Prinia subflava (tawny-flanked prinia)
Lineage: Eukaryota; Metazoa; Chordata; Aves; Passeriformes; Cisticolidae
Gene: HEPACAM2
Product: HEPACAM family member 2
Exons: 10
Coding region: 119-1507 (462 amino acids)
Biological process (GO): centrosome cycle
Cellular component (GO): spindle; midbody; Golgi apparatus
Source: RefSeq, a predicted model, not a curated record